Messenger RNA from Rhizophagus irregularis DAOM 181602=DAOM 197198, 1098 nucleotides. The record is from RefSeq and is a predicted model, not a curated record. NCBI's taxonomy places the organism in Eukaryota, Fungi, Glomeromycota, Glomeromycetes, Glomerales, Glomeraceae.
AUGGACGAGUACAUAAAAGAAGCCAUCAAUAAAUCAAUUAAAAAAUUAGAUAUAAACGAAUUGCAACAAAAUAAAAUAGACGCAAAAAGUAGUAAUUUUGUAAAGAAUCUAUUUAAGUUGGUGAAAAAUGUACUGGAAAAUAAUAGCGUUAUUAUAACGGUUGUUGGAGGAAAUGCUAUGGAAAUUAAAGAAUUUAUUGGUUUUCUUUCAAGCGAAGAAAGAGAAAUUUUCACAUCCAUAUAUGAAAAAGAUAAAGAGAAUUACUCUAGGAGCGAUGAAGAGAAUGAAUACAAUGCAAUUAAGCUACUGAUUGAUUACUUUAUAUGCAAGUGGAAUAAAAAAGUAGAAAAUCUUAAAUUCAUGUAUUUGGUUUCUAACUUUCUUCCAUAUCUCGUCGAAAAGUCCUAUAAGAUUCAGAUGGACGAACUUAUCCCGAAGCUCGACUACGUUGAGGUUCCAGAAGUUGAAUUUAAAUCUCGUAAAUUUUCUCUAGCUAAUUCAACUCAUAAACUCUCUUCAACUAUUUUAACUCUUAAUAAAUUUUCAUCAACUCGGAAAAACCUUUGGGGCUAUGAAUUUCCUACCCUCAAUUGCAAACAUUCCAUUUUUGACAGAUUUGAAAAGGAACCCCAACACUAUGCCAUAAUGUGUUAUGUACCGCUAAUUGGGUUAUGUACCUAUCCUGAACGUCUUAAUAGUUUCAUCAAAUCUGAUGACGGUAAAAAUUUAGCUAUAAAUCUUGACAAAUUACUCCAAAUUGUCUGGUUAGCAUCUUUAAGUAGUAACUAUGAUUAUUCAGAACCAUGGGACAAAAAUAAUUUUGUAAGACUUUGUAUAUUUAUUUUCUCAAUAUUUACAACAAUCAUAGUUGUGAAUCUUUUAAUCGCAUUCGUAAAUGAUAUAUACACGCAAACAUCCGAAAAUUCUGAUAUUGUAUUGAAUUUUGUACGAGCACGACAAAUUGCAUUCGUUGAACUCGUAUUUAUGUUGCCAUCAGAACGCAAUAACGAGAAUUAUUUUCCUCCGACCAUUAUUUAUGAAGCAAAUGCUGAUGAAGCUGAAAAACAUAAUCGAAAACCGAAAAUUCCUGAUAAAUAA